Molecule: messenger RNA, 1659 nt
Organism: Molossus molossus (Pallas's mastiff bat)
Lineage: Eukaryota; Metazoa; Chordata; Mammalia; Chiroptera; Molossidae
Gene: TMEM203
Product: transmembrane protein 203
Exons: 1
Coding region: 94-504 (136 amino acids)
Biological process (GO): intracellular calcium ion homeostasis
Cellular component (GO): endoplasmic reticulum
Source: RefSeq, a predicted model, not a curated record
CGUGGCAGGCGCCAGCGAGGCCAGCGGGAAGAGGAGGCGCUGCCCGGCGGGUGGGACGCUUGGCUGGGCCCCGGCCCGCGCUCCACCGGCGCGAUGCUCUUCUCGCUCCGGGAGCUGGUGCAGUGGCUGGGCUUCGCCACUUUCGAGAUCUUCGUACACCUGCUGGCCCUGUUGGUGUUCUCCGUGCUGCUGGCACUGCGCGUGGACGGCCUGGCCCCCGGCCUCUCCUGGUGGAACGUGUUCGUGCCCUUCUUCGCCGCUGACGGGCUCAGCACCUACUUCACCACCAUCGUGUCGGUGCGCCUCUUCCAGGACGGAGAGAAGCGGCUGGCGGUCCUCCGCCUCUUCUGGAUCCUCACGGUUCUGAGCCUCAAGUUCGUUUUCGAGAUGUUGUUGUGCCAGAAGCUGGUGGAGCAGACUCGGGAGCUGUGGUUCGGCCUGAUCACGUCUCCGGUCUUCAUUCUCCUGCAGCUGCUCAUGAUCCGCGCCUGCCGGGUCAACUAGCCUGGCAGAGGAGCUGGAAAGGGAGCUCUCCACGACUAGAAUGCUGGACCCAAAAUUGAGGACCCCCCGCCCCACAGACGAGAGGAGAAGUCUGGGUCUGAAAGCAACUGCAGCUGGUACCCUGCAGAGUGCUCAGUUUUCUCUAUACCAGUCAUGUCUGGAACGGUUCCCUCAGCAGGGAUGAAAAGAGCAGUCUGAUCCUUAAAAUGUAUUUCCUGUUAUUUCAUGCUUUGAAUAGCUAAUCUGAAUCGAGAUCUUGAGAAGAGCCCCAAGGUAGACAGUCCUGAACUCCUCUGGCAGUUGGAAACUGCAUAUGAGUAAAAUAUCCUAAUGGGCUCUGAGUAUUUUCAUGGAUCCUGGGAAAGUACCCCUUGUGCAAAGCCUGCGAAGCCAGCCAGCCAGCAUCACUGACCUAAGAGCUUACUGUCCCAUUCACCCAGAUGAGACUUCCUUAGAUGUUUGAGCUCUAAAAAGUGUAAACCAGCUUGUGUCUCCUCUCCUGUGCCACUGGGGAAAGGAUGGCCCUUUCUUCAUUCCAGCCAAGGCAGCCAGGAAUAUGUUCAGUAAGCAUCAUCAGGACCCUCUCUGGAGAAAUUUCACCUGAGAAAAGAACUUUGCUUUAAAGGCUCGGCUUGGUUUCCUACCCUCGCAGAUUGCAGUGUCAAGACUUUUCUACCACCUUGUGGCCAGCACUGUUAGCGCACCUGAGACGGACUUAAGCCUCACUAAGGGACCAGAGAGAGGAAGAGGUGCUCUGAUUGAUGCUCAUAGGCAUUGAGACUUGCAAGUGGGAAGUUUGCAAAAGGUCUCAGCCCACAUUUGUUGGCUUGAGGUCUUUAGUUUGGUACCAGUCAGGUGCCAAAUGAGAACAUGCUAAGAUAAAAAUAAAAGAAUGUUUUUGCCGAAGUGCACAGAAGUUGCCUGACCCAUGAGGAGUGAAAUCAAAUGAGUGCUGAGACACUCACUACUGUGUGGUAUAGCUGGUUACAGAGCUGCAGUUGUAAGAGGGCUGGAACCUGUUAGAGCUCCAUAGGUGGAUGGAGGUUUCCCUCGGAGAACUCUUACUUCCUGCCUUGGGAGGCGACAUGAAGGCAUGGGGUAGGCCCAUGCUGAGAUCCUACCAAGUAGUUUGUGUGACGUCAAAGCCUUGGUAUC